AUGUAUACAUCGGCGCAGUUCAAGAAGUUUAAGAAGUUCAAGAUCAAAUUGUACCGAGUAGCGCCGGCCGAUAUAGUGAAACGGCGAUUUGCAUGCUCCAUUGCUGCACAAUUACAUCAAAGAGCACCCCCCCAUUCUAUCAACAAAUCAGCAGACGAUGACUACAGGGAAAAGGAUAAACUCAGCUGA
Plenodomus lingam JN3 is the source of this 189-nucleotide messenger RNA. Lineage: Eukaryota; Fungi; Ascomycota; Dothideomycetes; Pleosporales; Leptosphaeriaceae. The record is from RefSeq and is a predicted model, not a curated record.